AUGUCUAAAGAUUAUGAUGUUGUCGUUGAAGUGGAAGACGAUCCUGGUGUUGAAAGGCAUACUUUAGAAUUUCAAGAUUUUACCUCUGGCUCGGGUGUAGGUGGUAAAAUAACCGCCGAUAAGCAAGCCUCGUCAAAUCAUGGUGGAUUUAAUGAUCCAUUUUAUGACCCCAGUCAAUCUCGACCUGAUGCUCAAAGUGGACAAGCACCAAUUUGGUCUGUUGAAUAUUAUGCUCAGUUUUUUGAUGUAGAUACUUUUCAGGUUCUUGAACGUGCAUCGAAAAGUCUAUUUCCUAAAGAUAAUUUCAUAGAGGUAGUUGGCAACAACCCCGACUUAUAUGGUCCUUUCUGGAUCGCUACCACAGUGGUAUUUCUUCUCUUUGUUACUUCAACAAUAGCGGCCUCUAUUGAAGCUCUUAUAAACGGACAGAAAAUCACAUACGAUAUCCCAAUUCUGUCAUUUGGUGCUAUGACAAUAUACACCUAUACUUUUCUUUUGCCGCUAUUAAUUUGGGUAGGUUUGAAAUACCUUGGUUGUAAACCCUCGCUUUUGGAUAUUAUUGGAUUAUAUGGUUAUGGAUUAACUAUAUGGCUUCCUAUUUCGGUUAUAUGUAUUAUACCGUCAGACGUCCUAAGAUGGACAUUAGUUAUUGUUGGUUUUUCUGUUUCCGGAUUUUUUAUCACACGAAAUCUAUACCCAGUAAUUGCGCGUGCAGACUCGAAGACCGCACGAAUAAUCAUUAUCAUUAUUGUGGUUUUACAUGCAGCAUUGUCAUUUCUCUUGAAAAGAGAGUUUUUUUCGUUGAGUAUGAAUUAA
Messenger RNA from Ambispora leptoticha, 816 nucleotides. The record is from the annotation of a GenBank genome assembly. Lineage: Eukaryota; Fungi; Glomeromycota; Glomeromycetes; Archaeosporales; Ambisporaceae.